GCAAUUUUAACUCACAGGUUAUUAAAGGAGAAAAAUAAGAGCCUCCCAAAAGCUGGGACUCUUAUUUCAUUAUUAUGUGCACAAAGAACAGUUGGCACUGCUUUGGAGAAAUACAGGAAAAGGGGAAAUAUAUAAUGUGUAUUACAUUAAAAAAUAAAUAAGUUAUUCAAAAUAAUUAAAAUAACAAAUAAUCAAAAUUAACAGCAUAAUGGUAUUCGUGCCAUUAUGAAUGAGUUUAAGAGAUUCAGGUAAAGAAUCAAGAAUUGUUUUUUUUAAAUGUUAUUUUUAUUUUUAUUUUUUUGCAGUGUAAAUAUUUACACUGCAAAACAUUGGCUACAAAAAUACAACAUAUUCAGCAGCAUGGUUAUUACUUGAAAAAUUAACUCAGUUUAUAAAAGGAGAAGACAAAUGAGGUCUCGCAUCAUCCCAAACAGUGCGAGUCCGGAAUCAGCGGAUAAAGUGGAGUUCGGAUGACGUCACAGUGGUUCCCUGGAGGUUCGCGGAAGAGUGAGUGCGCAUGAUGCUGAGCUGAACAGCUGAUUCUGUGCAUUUAAACAGCACGGACAGCUCCGUUCCGCAAACCUAGCAUCUACUGCAGUAUAUAAAGGGCACAAGUCUUUUCCUAAACGCUGCAACAACAAAAAAACAAACAACAACAACAACAAAAAACGCAUCAGCCUCGCGAUGAAGCGACUUCUUCAUUCACCUGCCAGGGCACGAGAAGAGUACCGGUAUCAAACGGCACGUCCUUCAUCACAACUGAUCUCAAGGACUGCCGUUAGCCUGGGGUCCAAAACUGUACUGAGAGGUAAUGAAACCCUUGAAUUCGGUGCUAGAGCAGUCGAUAGCUUAGAUUUUUCACAUAAACUCGCAGGUGGGAUGCCUCUGAGGAAAGUGAGUGAGAAAGAAUUACUGCAGGGACUCAAUGACCGCUUCGCGGGUUUCAUCGAGAAGGUGCGUCAACUGGAAAACCAAAACAGAACGCUCGAGAGAGAAAUCGAGGCCAAUAGAUUCAAAGCCAAUUCCUCUACCUCUCUGUCCAAAGAGUAUGAAUCAGAACUCAACGAUCUGAGGCAGCAAGUUCACGAGAUUGCACUUCAAAAGCAUCAGAUUGAGAUCAAUCGCCAGAAUCUGGAGGACGAGUUCAACACUUUGAGAGAGAAGUGUGAGAGAGAAGCCUGUGGUCGAGUCGAUGCUGAGGACAACAUUUCAGUGCUGAAGAAAUGCAUCAUCGAUGCAAACUUAGCCAAGCAAGAGAUGGACAGAAAAGCAAAAGCUCUGGAAGAUGAAAUCAGCUUCCUGAAGAAAAACCACAAGAGCGAGGUGGCAGAAAUGAUAGUCCAAAUCCAGGAAGGUCAUGUGACUGCAGAAAUGAGUGAUUUUAGUAGAAGCGAUAUUACUGCAGCUCUGAGAGACAUCAGGAUGCAAUUUGAAGGUCACACCAACCCUGACAUCCGAUACGCUGAGGAGCGCUUUCGCACACAGCUCGCCAAACUGACCAAAGCUGCUGAGGUCAACAGAGAGGUCGUCAUUGCAACUAAAGCAGAGAUUAAUGCACACAGGAGACAGCUUCAGUCCAAGAACAUUGAGCUGGAUUCUGUGAAAGGUGUGAGAGAGGCACUGGAGAGGCAGCUCUAUGACCUCGAGCAACGACACAAUGCUGAAAUCCAUCAUUACCAGGACACAAUCAGAGAGCUGGAAUUCGAGCUGAAAAAUGCCAAAUGUGACAUGAGCAGCCAUCUCAGGGAGUACCAGGAUCUUCUCAAUGUAAAAAUGGCCCUGGAUGCUGAAAUUUAUUCUUACAGAAAACUUUUGGAGGGGGAAGAGUCAAGGUACUCUACAAUCUCGGAUGCACAUAUUUCAGUACCACAUAUUUACAGACAGUCACCCAUCUAUACUCUCCCUUGUGUCAAAAGGCAGGGGGGAGCAACUCGGAAAGCAGAGCCUCAGUACAAAUUUGUUGAAGAGAUCAUUACAGAGACAACCAGAGAAGAUGUGGAGAUAUCAGACACUGGGUCUGACAAGAGCAGGGAGGGGAGAGAAGGUGACAAACCAGACGAGGAGAGCAGUGAGAAAGAUACACAAGGUGACAUCACACAGGAGGAUACUGAAGAACCGGCCAUGGAGAACAGCAAUGGAGAUAGCCGUGAAACAGAGGCAGAGGAAAAUGAAGACAAUCCGACUGAAGGUGUCGGUGAAAGAGAGGAAGAGCCAGCUGAAAACACUGAGGUAAACAAAGAUGCAGACACUGACUCUGAACCAACUCAAGACACAAUUCCAGCAAAAACACUUGAUGAAACAGAUAAAGAUGAGCAAAUAGACACAAAGAGCAUAGAGCUCAAAGACCAGCAGGAUGGUUUAAAAGGAAAAGUACAAGAUGCACCUGAUGAGGAACAUGUGAAGUACGAUAAACCAGCUAUAGAGGUAGAUAAAGAUGUCCCAAAAUCAAAACUGUUAGAAAAGCAAGUAAUGCCAGAGAAAUCAGCUGAAACUGGUCCAAAAGACAAACCACCUCAGGAGCCACACGGCGGUCCUGAAAUGACAAUUCGAGAAAACACUAAGCCCAGUGAACAGGCCAAUGAGGUAUCUUCUCAAAAAAAUGCAAAAACAGCAGAAAAAGAGAAAGAAACAGCGGCAGUGAAAUCUGUAGAGGUGGAUACUCCCACACCGGAACCACAGCCAGCACCUGAAAAUGCUGAGAUUGGAAAAAAGACUACUUCAGGAGAGGAUACAAAGGAGGAAUCAAAGAAGAGUAGAGAUGAAAGUUCACCUAAAAAGGAUAUUUUGGACAAUGUGAAGGUAGAAGCUCAAAAAUCUGAGCAAGGGGAUACCAACAAUUUAACAGAGGCUGAAAAACAUGUGGAGAAAAAGCAAGAGUCUCCAACAAAAAAAGAGGAAAAAGAACAAAAAACUGAGGAAUCCGUGAAAAAGGAAGAAAGCAAAGCUGUUGGAUUGGUAGACAGUGUGAAAACAGAAAAAGUAGAAAGUGCCAAGCCUAAAGAACCAGAAAAAACACAAGACCUUUCACAGGCUGCAGGAGAAAAAUCUAAACCUGAAGAGUCAAAGAAACAGGAAGACACCACAAAAGAUAGCAGUGUAGACAGUGUGAAAACCAGCAGAGGAGAAACAAAAGUCUCAGAAAAGACGGUUGAUGAAACACAGAGUAAUGAAGCCCCUAAAUCCAAGGAAACCAAAUCUGAUGCAAAGCCAGAGCAAAAGGAUCAUAAAGAGAGCAAAGUGGAGAUGUCUGAAAAAGCAGAAGGGGAAAGUGUAACAACCAAAGGCCCUCAAACUGACAGUGGAACCACCAAAGAUGUAAAAAGUGAAGAAACUGUCUCAAAAGUUGACAGAGAAUCAGACAGUGGCUUACAUGAAGUGAAGGCUGUAAAAUCUAAAACAUCAUCCAAAACAGAGGCAAAAGCACCAGAGACAGAGCAGGUUAAAAGGGAGUAGCAAGGAGGACUACAUGAAAAGAUGCAGAUGAAAGAAAGUAAAGCCUUUAGUGUGGUGUAGAAUCCUCAAUAAAAGCCAGCAGAAAAAGAUAAAGAGCAGAAAAUAUAUUGGUAAAAAAAUAAAUAAAUAAAAAAAAGCCCAGUGAGAAAAUGCUUAAAAGAAAAGAGAAUGAAAAAUGUCAAAAAUAAGCAACCUUCAUGAAUGUAUUAAAAAUUACUCACAACUGCAUGACUAUAUAUCUCAGUUGAGCACGAAUUUUGGAAAUUGCCCAUUUAAGUCUGAAUGUUUCUGAUGCAUGUGUACACUGUCAUAUACAGUAGGUGUACAUAAUGAAUGUGUGAAUAUUGAGGAAUGUACAAGAACAGAUUUUUGUUUUAUUAUUAUUUUGCUAUAUCCCUUGCUCUGAUCAGCCAUUUAUUUAAUAUGUAUU
This is a messenger RNA of Myxocyprinus asiaticus (Chinese sucker), 3883 nucleotides long. RefSeq names its product neurofilament light polypeptide. The transcript has 3 exons. NCBI's taxonomy places the organism in Eukaryota, Metazoa, Chordata, Actinopteri, Cypriniformes, Catostomidae. The coding region runs from base 685 to 3453 and encodes 922 amino acids. Gene Ontology annotation, molecular function: structural constituent of cytoskeleton. Gene Ontology annotation, biological process: neurofilament bundle assembly. The record is from RefSeq and is a predicted model, not a curated record. Gene Ontology annotation, cellular component: postsynaptic intermediate filament cytoskeleton; cytoplasm; intermediate filament.